Pelobates cultripes (western spadefoot toad) is the source of this 19784-nucleotide messenger RNA. The record is from the annotation of a GenBank genome assembly. NCBI's taxonomy places the organism in Eukaryota, Metazoa, Chordata, Amphibia, Anura, Pelobatidae.
AUUACUUUCCAUAGAGCGUGUCACUCAGAGCAGCGCUGAGUAUAUCUUGCAUUCAUACCAUGUAAGUAACGUUAAACAGCCAUAUAAAGUGAAGAGACCACCGAAAAGUACAUAGGAGGGGGGAGAGAGAGAGAUAGCAAUAAGAUUAUCUGACUCUUAAUUCUUUUGUUUUUUUGCCUCACAUUAAACAUUAAUAUGUGAGCGGCCGGGCUUGGAAAUCAAUGUUUAGCCUUAUCUACAGCAAACUGCCAUACUACCAUUUAUUCAAGCUUACAUGGAAACAAAAGACUUUCAUGGGGGAAAUGCCUGGACUUGACUGGAAUGUUACAGGGGGUUGAAAGGGGUCAUGGAUAACAUUAGUGUGCUAUAAGUGACAGGGAUGUGAUGUUUUCUGUAUGUUAUGUAUGUUUUCUAGUUUUCCGCUGGCUGACUACGAGGGGUUAAUCUAUCGCCUCUGUAUCCCUGUCGGGCAGUUACGUAAAUCCCCCUCCCCCUUCCCUCCUCCCUGUGACUCUGGUUAUGCAAUAUACACAAGACAAGAGCUCCACGUUCUACAGUAACACAGUGUUCGCAAGCAGACUUCUCCAUUCUAUCCACACAACCGAACCCGCCUCGCCAGGCUCCCACUGCUGCCUUCCUAUUGGCGGCCGCUGACAGCCCCGGCUCUGUGAUUGGCUGCCAAGAACUCCUGUUUGAGUCAGAGCGAGCCUGGAAGUGCAGAGAGUAACGCUGAGGAGUAUUGACCUACUAACACAGAUCUGUAGAGGAGCAGCAGGCUGGAGCAGGGACACAUAGACACUGCACGGGAGGCGCUGCAUCCCAGGGCUCCAGCACUCUGUGUGUGUGUGUCUGUGUCUUUUAUUGUGUUUGUAUUGUUCCUUCAUUGAUACAAAGAAUUCGGCUCAUUGAUACCCUGGCUGGAGAGUGGAUAAGUGAAGUGUUUCAUUCAAACAUCACCAGCGGCAAGGAUACCUCCGCUCUGAAGCUUCCAAUGAAGGUAAUAGCGUUGGCAGUACCAUCCUCAGUUCACUUUGUGCAGUAGGUAUGCAUGCUCUGUGUAAGUGUUGGUACUUGCCAGUGAUUUAUACACACACUCACUGCAAGUCCCUGGGAAGCUUUCCUUUGAUACAAUGCUUUGUUGCUAAAAUCCUGCAUUAUUUGAAUGGGAAUGGAUGUGGUAGACAAUGAAUGACGAGGCAACUCCCCCAUCAGUGAGGUUUGUAGCAAGCAUCCCAUUCAUCACUAUGUUUUACAAUGUGUCUUUAAGGGAUGGCUAGUAUGGGUUUGUAGCAAUAAUCCAAUUCCUCACUGUAUAUUUUAUAAUGUGUGUGUGUGUGUAUAAGUGAUGGCUGGUAUGGAUUUGUAGCAAACACCCCAUUUCUCUCUCACACACAGACACACACACACAUAUAUUAUUAAUAAUGAAUAUUUUUUAUAAUGUGUAUAUAAGGGAUGGCGUCUAUGUAUUUUUAGCAAGCACCCCAUUCCUCACUAUAGCUGUUAGUUUGUAUGUAAGGGAUGGCUGGGAUGGGUUUAGAAAUAAUGUGUUGGACACAUUGAUUGACAGCCAGGUGUGUAUAACCGUUAAGUGUGUAUUUAGGCAUAUGAUUAUGCAUGGGUGUUUGUAUUAGGUAGCAAUGUAUCUGUACGCGUACAGCUGGGGAAUACGCGAUGACCCGUUAAAAGAUCUGCAUGGGUUUUUGUGAAAUGAUUUGCCCUCCUUUUGUUGUCUGGGAGCCUGAGCAAGAUUUGUAUGACUUGUUCUUUCACAUUGCAUAAUAAUCCUACGAGGCGGCGGCAGGGGCUCCGGGCUGUGUGUUAUUGUGUGUAUUGAUUGACUGCUUUGGUGCAGGGAAUCCAUCAGAUGUUUAAUGAAGUCCACAUCCGCCAUAGAAAAUAUUACUGAUCACCGGGAGCACGUCUGCACUGCAUUUCCCACUGAUACCCCAAGUACUACGUCCUAUAGAAUGCACAGGAGGACUCAAUAGCAUUACUGAGUAUUUACACACAGAACGCGAGGAAUAACGUGGAAAGCAGUGCAGGCUGAUAGUGGAAUAAUGUAACACGCGGUGUCUAUGAAUUGGCUAUUUAUAGAUACACAUAGAAAGACAUACAUAAAUAUACAUGCAUGUGUGUGUGUGUGUGUGUGUGUGUGUGUGUGUUGAUACACACACUCACACACACACACACACACAAACACAUAUAUAUUAUUGAUAUUCAAUAUAUAACAUUUGUUAUUUUUGUGAUUGUAUAUUAAACAUCGCAAAAUAACAUAGGUUAAUAGGGAAUACAUGUGUAAAGAUAUAGAUAGAUCGAUAGACAUAUGCACAGAUAGACAGAUUACUGUUGUUCAGUAAUGGUGAAGCUGUCAUUCCCCUGAUUAGCCAUGAGAGAGGUCCCUCUAUCCAGCUGGGAGGCUGAUCACGCACAUGUUCCUGGAAAUGUUGCAUUAUGUAACCUCAGAUAUUAGCUGGCUGUCUGGGCUCUGGGUAACAGGGGAGCUGAUUGUGCGCUUUUUCAAGUUGCCUACAAUAGAAACUAGAGCGGCUCUCGAUGCUAAAAUCAAGUCGUCUGUGGGACAGAAUUUUCUGCCUUUUCCAUUAAUACUCUCCGUACAGUUUAGACAAUGACUGGAUGAGGUCAUGUUUCUGACUGCAGAGUAAAAAUAAAAUAAUGUGUGUCUAUAUUUAGCUCAGGCUUACAUUGCACGGAGGGUACAUUAAUCUUGUGCCUUCAUUGUUUAACCCUUGCUGUAUUCAGAGGGGUGUGGUAAUCAACGAGUUAAGCUGUUGAUGUACAAUGUAACCAGAAACCCAUUUCUGUUUGACCGAUUUUAUGCAAUGUAUCAGCAUCAUGUAAGGUGACACACAGCACAGAAGGGCUAUUGCAGUGAAACACAGGCACGUGUCACUGUAUAAGAUGGACAUUGACUACCAAUCUGAAGGCUUUUUUUGGUGUAUUUAAUUAUUCAUGCAUUUCUCUGCUAUCCCCUGGCUGACCCGAUCACAUGGUUAAUAUUUGUGGCUCAUUCCUAUCUUGUGAUUGCCUAAUUCUGAAAAUGCUGGUGAAAACAGCUGGCGGUAAGAACAUCUGUCCUUGGGCAAUCCAGCUAAGGUUGAACUACAACUCCCAGCUUCUGAUUGGCUUAGGCAAGGGGUUACAACAGCUGGAUUGCCAGAGGUGGGCUUUGUAACCUGCCUGAGCGCACGGUAUCACACAGCUGUGAAUGUACCUGUGACUGUGACAUUAGCCUGAUCAGUUCCUGUGCUAUAAGAAAAAGAUUAAAGACUAUACCUAGAUUGUAAGCUUGUUUGAGCAGGGCCUUCUUCACUUUUUGUGUCUUUCAACAUUAUUUUUAUCAGUCAGAUAACCACACUAUAUAAUUGUACAGUGCUGCGGAAUAUGUUGACGCCUUAUAAAAGCUAAUAACAAUAAUGAUCUAAUUAGUGAUGCAGUCCUGGCAAUGCUUCCCUGCCUAUGCCCAUAGUUCUGUGGGUAGGGUUUGAUUUCUGCUUGUUGUGAUUGAAAGGGAACACGUGAGUUUAGGGAGGUAAGGGCGGCGCUGUGCUGGCCGAGCUUUCGGAAUUCCUUUGUUCUCCUGCAGGGAAACAGACGGUCAGCAUUGCCAUGACUUUAAUGUGUAUCCGUGCAGUUGAGGACUGGGGUGGUCUGCCUUUUGGAUCUUUAGAAUGUGGUGCAAAGUAGCAUUUAUGCAGAGAUGUACUUUAAAUUUAAUUUUAAUAUAUCUAAGCCAGUCUGUAAAAAAACAGGUCAUAUUUUUUUUCUUUUGGCUUCCCAGUCCAGGGAGUUUAUAAUCUAAAUAAAACAAAUAUAGGAUUUCUAGCGCAAAUGAGAGUAUUAGUAGGCAGCUAAAACAACCCAAACCAGAGUCUCUUCUUAACUGUACUUUAUAAUCUAAAGCAUGUUUUCCCCUUCUUGAUAGAACUAUAACUCCCAUGAUACUUUGAUUGCAGUAAGGCUGUCAGAGCAUCAAGUGAGUUGUAGCUUUAAGCAGUUGGGGCUCUACCCUGUUGGCUGCCCUGAUGUAAAGAAUAUUUUCUUCAAAUUAGGAUAAUAGAAUUGCUAAAAAAAACAAACAACAACGCACCUUGUAAAUGCAAAACAAAAUUUUAUCUCUGACUCUCAGAUUUCUGAAAAUUAUCUAUAUCCCAGACAUACUUGAAAACAAAAGAAAUCAUUUACAUUGUUAAUUCUUCACAUUUUCUAGUUUAGUACAUAUACCCAUUUAUUCUAAAUAACAUAAUGGAUGUAUACAUUUUAUUACAACAAGUCUUCCAUUUGAUCUGUUAUUACUUUGUGUCUUCAUGCUGUUAUUUUAAAUGUUUACUAAAAUGUCAAAUUAUGUCUUUUUAUUCAUUGACAACAACCUCUCUACAUAAAAUUCGGUUGCAAUUCCAUGUGCAUGAUGAGUGUAUUCUUGUCUGUAUGUCACUUAUGGGGUUAAAUAAAUGUCCACAAGUAAAAAUUGUUUUACUGGGUCAAACGUCAAACAGGUUUUUAACAAUAUGUUCUCAAGACUGAAACCUGGAUCCUUAGAACUCAAUGGUCAACAGUCACUGACACAAAUAUGGUUUUAAGGAUAGUAUAUAGCAUAUUGUGGCAAUUACAUGGUAUUUAAUAAUGUAGAUUUAUUGAGAACUCUGGCCUUGGAAGUCAAUAUCUGAUGUCUGUGCAUUGAAGAAGUAUGAAUCGUAUACUAUAUUCAGAUUACAAAUAAAUGGCAUCUAGCUGUAAAAGAAUUGGAAAGGAUGUGCGAUAAUAUUAUGACAAAGCAAAUGCUGGCAGGCAAAUAUGUAAAUUAACAUCAGCAACUUAACACGCCGCAAUGUAAUAUUAUGUAACUGUGACAAAUGCUACACGGUAGAAUCUUUUAUGGAACCUAUUCAUGUGUUCAAGCAAAUUCACUCAGACACAUGUGCUUUUAUGUCUCAUAUUAUUUUUAGUGUUUGAUAUCAUUCCCUUUUUAUCUGCGUGCAGAUGCUCAUAAAUGCUGCCAGCAUCCACGUUGUCGAACCACAGAUUCUCUCUCUAGUGCUAUUACAAGAAAAUUCUCCUGUUAUCUAUUAGCCAAUAUGCCUGUCAAGGAUAUCAAACUGUCUCUUGCGUGAAUGUUAAGAUGGAAGGUACAGUUUGUUUUCAUUUGGCUCUGAUUAUGGUAUGUAGUGAAUGGUUGCUAUAAACCUGCUAAAAGCUAGCACAAAAGCAACUCUUGGUUCUUAAACAUGGAGAAUUGACAAGGGAGUUUAACAUUUUGGGACAAAAUGGCUGAAUUAUUAAUAUUCUUCAAUACAGCUCUUUUCCAGAUCAGCUAUUUUGGUAUAAUAUUUGCAAUUCCUUUGUAAGUUCACAAUCACAGCUAUGUGAAUAACCCCAUAAUAAACAGCUGAAUUUGAACCAUAUUUAGGAGCUUCAUAUUCUUAGGGAAUAUGACAUAUUCCAAUGUGCUAAUUUAGAUUUUAUUCUAUAUAUAUAUAUACAUUGCCAUUAGUUAAUGCCCACAUUUCUAGGAAUAUAUAUUUAGUAAUGUUUAUUGUGGUAUAACCUCGUUACUUGCACAUGUAACUGAUUUUCUAGAAUUAAUAAUACAUAAUAAUGAUUUAUUUCUAAUUAAGCUAAUCAGUGUUACUGUAAUGAUUUUUACUCUACAGUUUUCCUAACAACUAACUGAAUUGUAUUUACAUCCCAAAAAAGCAAAGAAAAGAGAAAUCCAUCACUUUGUUAAUAUUAACCUUUCCAUGCGUGCAGUUGACAUGUCCACAUGUAUGGUUCUCCUGACAUCUUCAUCUACCAUGAGUUGCAUGACUGAUGUACUCCAGUUCAUGCAUACUUAUGAGACCCUCUUCAGGAUUUCUCACGCAUGGGUAAUGCCAUAAACUGCGACAGGAUAUGUAUGUUCCCAUCUGCCUUUGCUAGUGAUAUGAUAGGCAGAGGAUGUUCGAAGCUCCACCUUUUGACACAUUAUACUACAAGUCAGUUUAUGCUUUGUCUGAAAUAUUUAAAUUGCAGUGUGAUUUCAAUGAAAUUGUAAUGCAGUUAAAAUGAGUUUUUUCUACAUGCCUUGUCUCUUGAGAAACUAAAAUGUGAUAGUGCCUCCAAUUAAUGUUGAAAUCAAUCCUUACAUUUUUGGCAUGUUAACAAACCUGUUUGAGUAUAGAGCCUUGCAGUGCCAAUUUGGCUGUCAAGGAUUAUCUGAAACAGAUGCCAUAGAUUGAAAUGUUACAGUAUUGCUAUUUUAUAUUUUAAUAGUUCACUCAUGACUAACCUGACCAAGUGUCGUAGCUGCUAAUAGUGCAUGCAUGGUUUCAAAAUUAGUUUAGACAUUUGGCAAUUACCACUUUGAUAGUGGAGUACUAGGUAUAACUACAAAUCGCACACUAACGGGCAUUUACAACCAUUCUCCCUCACCCAAUAGACACUGUUACAACCUACAAUUCCUGGCAUACAUACUCAUUUCUGACAGUGAAGGAGGAAGCAGUUUUCAGGCAGGUAAAUCUUUAAAGCUGUACAUUUUGACAGCACAAUGUGUAGAUUAAAUCUAUACAUAUCUCUCAUUAACACAUCUUGCAGAUGAUUUGUACACUUUAAAGAAUAAGAGAACGCAUCAAAAGAAUGCUAUGGAUCUGUUCCCUUUUUUUUCAUUUUGCAGUACGAAUUUCAAUUCAUUUAAUUCUACUGUUUAGCAAAUAAGCCUCUGGCAGAUUUGGGGGGCGAGGGGGAAGUUACUCACUGAGCACCAAACAUUAAUGAUCCAAAAAGCAUUAUAUAGGAAAAUCGAGGAUAAAAUAGCCAAAAUGUUGACUACAGUUAAGUUGGAGAAUUUUUCCAAAUCAAAUAUUUUGGCCUAAACUUUGCAGUUUGAUUUCUUUCUGUGAGUCGUGUUCAGUUGUUCAACAAGGCAGCCAGAUCACAUCACAUAAUACAUAAUAAUCAGAACAAGUGAUAACAUAAGUACAUAGACUUGCAUAACACGUAUAUAACCACUAUCUAUCCAAUACAAUUCAUUGUUUACCGUGUCUAGUGAAUAAACAUCAUCUGUUUGUAUUUUUUGCAUUCAACAAAAUCCUAAUUUGUUAUGAAAAUCUGCUGUUCCCAUUGCUGAAAUAGUUGUUUUUCUGCCACAUUUCUAACCAGUUUGUUAUGGGUUUCAUUUUUGUUUCAAAACUCACAGUGUACAUAUCAUACAUACCCAGAAUUUUUCUGUAUAAAUAACAUAUAACAUAAUAUAAAGUAAUGGUUCCCUGUUGCAGCUGCAAACAAAACAUAUGUCGAAAAUAUGCAAUUCUGUUUGUCUGAAUGUUCAUUGAAGUAUACAUAAUUCAAAGACUGCAAGCAAGCUUGACCUUUCUUCCACAUAGACAUUGAUACUUUGCUCUCAGUAAUGGAACAAAACUAUUAUAAACCACAUGACAUUUAAUUAGACAGUUUUGAAUAUAGUUGCUUUAGUAACGGUAGUUCAGUUUAAAAAGGUUCUUAUGAUAAAUAUACUACAUGGGUGGGAAAUAGACCACAUUUCUGAUUUCAUCAAGUUGACAUAAACAUAUAAAAUGCAUACAGUAAUGCAUAUAGACCUGUAGUUUGCAAAAUCCAGACAACACUCACUUCAUAAAAGUAUGGAUUGUCAAGAAUUCAAAGUGAAUUUAACAUUUUAAAUCACAGAACUGACAAUUUAGCUGGUUUGGAGAAUGUUUCCAAUGUGACUAAAACAGCAAUUUUGAAUCCACUUUUGAGUCCCUGACAAUUCACACUUUAGUAAAUACCACUAUUAGAUAUUUUAUUCAGUUAUGAUUUUCAUCAUCAGAAAGCAUAUGAAUAAAACACAAAUUCUUAUACACGGCACAGACAAACACCUACAAAAUGGUACGCAUGCCUAAUUUUAGCAAACAUUUUUGAGAUUUUGAAAAGGAGUAGGUACUGUUGCAUCAAAUAAUUCUUAUAUAGUGUUUUAUAAGUGUUUCACACAUUUUAAACAGUGAACAUUGUCACUCAUUGCAUGAAUGUAUUAAUCUGGGGAUGUGUUUUGUAAUAUAAACUUGUUUGUUGGUAGACAGAGGUCUGCAACACUUUGCACUACAAAUGUUUACUAAAACAGCAAUAAAUAAAUGAAUGAAUGGGCAAACAGAAUAGUUGAUAAAUGUAGGCCUUUGCUUCAUAUAGUUGUCUGCAUAAAGAGGGUGUUAGGUAACUUCAGUUCUAAGUGCCAUAUAACUAGUUGUGACAUAACAGGCUUUGUUGCUUUUAAGAAUGCGUUUUCCAUUACAGACUGUUGGUUAGUGCUCAGGAUCACCCUGUGCUAAUCAGUUCUGAAAUAUGAUCUUGGAGACAGGAUAACACUGUUUGUUUGCAUAGAGCGGGCAAGGCAGCCCUGGAGGAGGAAGCGAUGCCUUGCCAGUCACGUAUUCCCAGUGUUUGUGUGUAGUCAUUCAUUAACAUUGCAAUCCACUGAUGAAGAGAGAGGAGAGAGCUCUAUUUCUCCCCUAUCGUCACAAAAGAAAACAGUUGAAAAACAAAUUUGCUAACAAUGCACACUUUAAAAAAACAAAAAACAACCUUAAGUGAAGCAUCCAAACUCGUUUUAGUCAUUAACUGUUAAUAAUUGUUUCGUUUUUUUAAAUGUAGAAUAGGCCCAGCUGCGGCCUUUCAAUCAUUUUUGCACUUUGAUGCUUAGCACCCUCAGCUAUGGGGUUGAGGAAGUUACAGUUUAAUCAGAGCAGGUAUACCGCAGCUUGCUCAAUCCGUGAAUAUUGUUUUUUCCACCCAAAAAGCUAAAACGAGGGGAAAUGUUUUAUUUUUGUAUGUUUUACAUAUGUUUUACCAGUUUGUUCAAGGUAAUGGGAGAAUUAACAAUGUCUAGUCCAUUUUAUAGGGAACAAAGGGAAGUUUUAAAACCAGAGCAAAGUUGGAACGUGAGUGUGUAUUUUUCUUUUGCUAUUCAAAAUAAAUAAAUAUUAAAAAUAUAUAAAAAUAACAAAGAACAUUGAUUAUUAUAUCCAGAACUGGCUAAAAUUCAGGUACUAGUGGGAGAAACAAAAUUUGCUUUAUAUUGUUCGAAAUCUAUGGGAAAUAGUAGCCCUUGUCACGAUGCAGAUUUAUAAUAGAGAGAGAGAGAUGUCUUAGUGUGAACGCAUUAUUGCCACUUAAAGCAUACUGAUACUUUUGCUGUUGAUUCUAUUUCCAAGAAGGGACAUGAGGCCACGGCUGUAAACAUCUCUGUUCCAGAACAUCCAGUCCGGGUAUCAAAGAAAGUUUAAGUAUUGCAAAACUACAGUCAUCAUAAUUAUAAGGCAUUGGACACACAAUGGCCUUGUUACAGCUCAUGCAGCAAAUGUUUUGCGCUGAAGAUAUUUAAUAACAGCUUGAGUACAAUAAUAACAAUAAUAGCAAAAAUACAAGUUAUGAGAUCAGACAAGGCUGCCUCUUUUUUUUCCAUUAUCUAAUCUAUGAGGACAAAAAUGCUCCAGUGACCUAUUAAUAGAGGACUAUAUCAAUCAUAGCUGACAGUUCAAUAAACACAACACAAGUGUUCAGCACAUUCCACAGUUUCUCUGAAUAUAUCUAUUUACAUGAGGAAAAAAAAUAUUGUAAACUCAGGUUAAAUUUACCCUGCAGACCACAUCCGUUUAGUUAAACCAGUAGUUGAAUCACAAUCAUUAAAAGUUAUUUUUUUAUUGUUUGUUUAUUUCAUUUACUUAGCAAUGAUUGCAAGUUGUAGCUAAUGUAAUUUUCCCAGAGAUCAUUUCAUGACGCUGGCUACUAAACCUUUUUUAGAGGCAAUUCUGUUAUAGGUGGUUAUGGUACACACAUUUACACCCUAAUUGUUUAGCUAAUAGGACAUUUUUUUUUACUGAGGUUUGUUGUAAUGGGCAUACAAUGUUGCUGCAUGAUGAAAAUCUGAUACUGAAUCUCACCACCUAAUAUAAUACACUGUGUACCAUGACACAAAAUAAACUGAAAUGUUAGUUUCUCUAAAAUCUUAACUAUUUGUCAUAUAAAGGGAACAGGGGGAUUUUUACCACAUUUAUACAUCAUUUCCUGUGAUCAUUUGUUGGCUAAUAAAAGCUUACUCAGCUAGCCUACAUAUUCUGCUGCCACUGGAGAAAAUGGUUUCUAGCUCUUUAGCAUUUGAAAACAGGGUUUUAUGUAGGAGACCUAGUGAGAGGGUAGGGGAAUAAUUGUAAGAUAACUUCAUGCCUUUUGGUAGCCCGUUAUGUAAAUGGUCAGUUAGAUAAAAUAUUUUGUUAACACAAGAUAAUUUAUAAAAAUAUUUCUGCAGUUUUAGCACUUAACCUGUGAGCUCGGUGAUGCUCUGUUUUAUAUCAAUGGGUCGGUUUACUAGUUACCAUAAAAACUGAAGUAGCUUAUAAAAUUAGUUACUUUUGUAAGUAAAAAAAACUUUGUGCUAUUCAUAGCUCUGCUCAUGGGGUGAUUUCUGUGUGUAGCUCACCACUUGCAAAGUACAUUUUACCAGUGUAAAUACUGAGUUAGCUCAAUUCACGUAAAAUAAAAAAAUAAAAAAACAUUGUGCAAGUGGCUAAUUAUAGCCUCAUAUAGUAAAACAUCAUGACUGUUUGCGGUCAUAAUGCCAUAACUAACUUGCUGAAUGGCCAGUAGGGGAUUUAGAAAAAAAAUAAAACAAUUAAGUGUCCCCAGACAUGAAGAUUAAGCGUUGGGUCCAGGACAAGGCUUCAUCUCCCUCCACCCUGUGUGGACAACUGCAAAUGGCCCUUGUACCUUCCUUUAAGUGGGGUUAUAAAUGGCCAUGCACUGAAUCUAUAGUCUAUUUCCAUUCCUCUUUCAAUAUUUGGUGGGAUGGAGGGUAGUAAUGUCAAGGCAACAAACCAAGAGAAGCUUAGGUAAAAAACACCACACCUAAACAUUAGAUGGUGGACAGUAUAACAUAUAAGCAAUUGUCCCAUGGCUGAAGGGUUUGAAAAAGAAGAGCUCUUCAAAUCUCUCUCACUGAUGAUGUCAUCAAAUCACAUGUAUGACAAGUUACAAAUUAACUUCAGCCCACCAAAUGCUGCAGGUUAAGUGGACUCUCAAGGUACCAGAUGAGCAAGAAUACAUCUCACAACUCUAAUGUAUUUGCAUGGUGUUAAAUAUAUAUAUAUUUUUUACAGACAGCAAAGAGCUUCUCCUUGUCUCCAGGGUUCAAAAGGAAGUGGUGAUACACCUAUUGGGAAAUCUUUUAUUUGUAUCAUAAAUUCUUGCUUAGCAGCUGCCACUAACAUUAACUAACACAAUAAAAUCAUUUUCAAGUGACUGAACAAGCCCGUUUCCUUCACUUGAAUGAGAAAUUACUAUGUAUUUGCAUUAUUGCAUCAUACAACGCCCCCUCGCUAAUUCUUCCAAUAGUAGACUAUGCUAGAACAUGAUUCAUUGAAAGUUCUCAGACACUUCCCUGUGAUUUCUGUGUAAAAGAAUGUCAUGGUAAAGUGUUUUUAUGGUUCUUUUUUCAGUGCAUUGAAAAUAAAUAGUCCUUUUAAAUAAAUCUUUAAAGUUUCCUUUUACAGUUUGUCAAAUCCUGCAGUCUAGUUCAGUGGUAGGAAAGUGGACGUGUGUGUGCGUGUGUGUGUGUAAAAUAUUUUAUUUCUAUAUUUAAUUUAAACAAAGGCAAAAAAACACAAAAAAACAUCAUAUAUAUAUAUAUCUUUUUCAUCAGGAAGUAUUCGCCAUUUUCCCACCACAAAACCCAUCUGACAAAUUUGAGGUUUUGUAUAUAUGUAUCUAGUUACAUACAUGAAAAAAGAAAUGACUGUUCAAAUGUCAUCAAUGUCAAUAAAACCUCAAAUAUUAACUACAUCUCUUGUUUGUGUGCUUUUUAAUGUCAGAAACUGCAUUACAACCUCAGUGAGCAGUAGUUAAACCUGGCACCCCAUAUAACGGUGCUUUUUUGGGGAGCCAAUAUCAGCCAUCACUACUGUAAGUGCUACUGGACUAAAUAGCAUUGUUGGUGUCAAGGAGCAGUAGCAUUUGUAGAAAACAUGCUGAUUUAAUAGAAAAAAAACAGGGAUGGACAAAUUUGCUUGGAAUCUAGGAAUCAGUUAAAAAAGUUAGGAGCCAGGUUUUUUUUUAACUAACAAAGCUUAAUUUUGAGAGCAAAAAAUAAAAUUCUUAAAGUGACACUAUAGUCACCAGAACCACUACAGCUCAAUGUAGUAGUUCUGAUGUCUAUAGCCUGUCCCUGCAGGCUUUUCAAUGUAAAAACUAUCUUUUCAGAGAACAGGCAGUGUUUAGAUUGCUGCCUAAUAACACCUCUAGUGGUAGUCAAUCAGACGGCCACUAGAGGUGCUUCUUAGUCCAGUGCUGCAUAGUGUGCAGCAACUACAUUCAGUACGUCUCCAUGUUCUAAGGUUCCCCAUAGAGAUGCACUGAUUAGAUGUGUGCAAUAGCCUCCAUGUGCUUUCCUAUGGGAAAGCAUUGGCUUGGCUGAGAUAAUCAAGAUUGAUAAUCUCAGCCAUAGAGGCGGGGCCACCCACAGCGGGACCGACAUGGUGUGGGGAAAAAAGGUGAGUAAAAUCACCUAAGCAGACACACUCACUGAAAGACAGAUAUGGACAUGCUCACUGACAGACACUCUCUGAAAGACACACACACUCUCACACACAUUUAGAAAUUAUGUAUUUCGCCUACAUUUGUGAGAGUUGGAAUGCAUCUGCUUUCCCUGGGGUCCAGUGGGGAUACUGUCAUCUUCACUGCAGGGCACGCUAUGCAGGAAGAGCACAGCUCUAAAUUAUACUUUCAUGAUUAGAAUAUUUUUCAUUUAAUUCCAUGGUUCAGUAGUAAUUGAUUAUAAAAUGGAAUUUCAAGUUGGACUGCUGGUUGUUGGACUACACAGCUAAUAUCAAUGUAAUUUGACAUCAUCCCUUUUCACUUCAUGUUAGAAAAAUGUUAUGUAAACCUGGGAGAUGAAAUAGGCUGUACAAGCUCACCAAAUCUUCAAGGUAAUUCUACUUAUCACCUCCUCUAGAACAUUCUACCAUUUUGACACCACCCUACACACUCUCUUCCCACUGCAUACCAAUUUAUUAUUGCCAUAAAACUUCUCUGCCCAUUUUAGAACUCCCAAGAUCAUUUUGUCCACAUCUUGUAUAUCACUUCCAAGUUAAAGGACCACUAUAGGCACCCAGACCACUUCAGCUCAAUGAAGUGGUCUGGGUGCCAGGUCCCCCUAGUUUUAACCCUGCAGCUGAAAACAUACAUUACAGGGUUAAUCCGGCCUCUAGUGGCUAUCUUCUUGACAGCCAGGCUCUGGCCGCGCAUGCAAAUUCGUCUACUCUCGGGAGCUGACAUCGGCAGGGGAGGAGAGGUCACCAGCGCCGAGGGAGCCCGGCGCUGGAUUAAGGUAAGUGACUGAAGGGGAUUUAACCAUAGAGCCCAGUGGGAGGGGGGCCAUGAGGGAGGGGGGGACCUAAUAACCCUAUAGUGCCGGGAAAACUGGGUUUGUUUUCCUGGGACUAUAGUGCUCUUUUUAGCACUUCCCACAUAUAUGGCAGCAAUGGAUAUCUGUUCUAAGAAUAUAUCUUGAGCAUUCCAGCAGACAAUGUAUUUUGGUUUAGUUGUGAUGUUUGUGCUAAUCUUUGGGCUUCCACAUUCCCAAAGCUGGAUGUCUCCUCCCUAUUACCAUUAAAAUGUUUACCAUAUCUGUGAAUAGAUGUUCAAAUUUCUGUCUACAUGAUGGCAACCAAAAGGUGGGCCCUUGUUCCUUGAAAAUAGCCCUUUUACAAUGAAAAAUGAAAAUACUCAUAGAAGCACAGAAAGCCAGCUUAGCUUUGCAGGAAAAUAUCCCACAAUUUACUUUCUUCGUUCAGUAAUUUAGGGCUAUUGUGAUAAAGCAUAAUGAUAGUAGUUUUAAAAAAAAUGCUAUUAUACUGUUUGAACUGCACUUACAGUCAUUACCAUAAACUAAAUAAAAAGAGCAUUCAACGAUGACUCAUGCAUAGAGGGAUUAGAAUGUGUUUUAGGAUGACUAGCUGGAGUAAAUGAUAUUCAUUGAUUUGCAUGGUGAAUCAGUUUCUGGGGAUUUUUUUAUAUAUUUUUUUUCUAGCAGGAAUGAAAAAUAUGUUUGUAUGUGUUCCGAAUGUAAAUAAUUUCUGCAACGAUGAAUUACCAUAGAGGGAUUACCAUAGAGAGAAAGCAUUGAGCUUGGCAGAAGAUACAGCAUGGUGAAUCCUGUGUUGGGCUCGAGGAAUGAAGAGAAAGUAGAAUUUGUACGGUUACGGUUCUUUUUGAGCGUGUUCCUCGUCUCAUUGGCACUCAAAGAGUUAAUCCCACUUUUAUAUCACAGCAAGCGCGGCAAGCGACGGCGCUUUUGCUUUAGUGCUGAACCCUGAGCGCUUUCAAAAUGAUGAAGGCUUGUCAGCUGCCUACGAAUAGUUACAUAUUAGUCUCUGGAUAAAUGUGCCAGCCGUUCAUAAAAUAAUCCUGUAAUUGCCCAUUUAGUCGCUCAGUCUUUCUUCCAUGUCUGGGAAUAGAUCUUACAAGCACUGCCUGUUGUCUGGGUCAGAGGUUCUUUUAUAGGCUGUAAAUGGAGCUGGAAUCCAAAAGCGAAGUAUCGUCUUCCAUCAGGAGCUUUCCAUAAACGCAUGUGAACCUUAGCCUGCCUUGAAAAGGCUCUGUUCUGCUCUUUAUAUAAGAAGUUUAAAUCAGGACUGAAUAGGAACAGCUUGUGUCCUCUAAGAAAGAUAGAUGUCUGGGUUGCUUCCAUUAAACAUUUCAAAUCAGAAAAUAUAUCAAGUCAGAAAAGCGAAUUGAGUGGAUGGAUGGAUGAUAUUUACUAAGAGGUUAAAUGCCUAUGUUAUCAUGUGAAGCCUCAUUUUCAAGCUGAAACCUGGAAUGUCAUAGGAAUUAUAUUAGAUGCAUGUGCGAAGUGCUGGGCCUGGUUUGUAGCGUAAUGUUUAAAGAAGCAGUCUGUAUCUUAUGUUAUCCAAACAAAGGAAAAACAAGCACUCGAUGUUACUUGUAACAGGCUUCCAGCUCUGUUAUUCCAAGGAGAGAAAUAAAAUUAGAUUAAUGAGGCAUUGUAAAAGAGUGAAAUGGUAACCUUGUUGGCUCGCUUUGUGUACCUUGGCAGGAUGUGCUGUGAGCAUUAGCUGAGUAUUUAUAUUUGUAUGAACAGUUGUUCUUUUACUAUUUUUUGAUCACUGAAAACCAAACCAUGGAGAGUCAGUCAGAAAAACAAAAACAGGAUUUUUCUACCAGUGAAGUAUGACAUCAGGCCACCAACCAUUUCCCAUCCUUGGUGAUCCCUUGUUUGCAGACAGCUUUUCAUUUUUGAAAUUAUGCAAAUGUUUAUCUUAUCUCUAAAGUGCAUCAUAGAGAAAUCACCGACAUAAAUCAACAUUUAGAAGGCAAAACAAAAUGAAUUUGUUUCACUUAUUUUUCUUACAUUUAGUAGAUUUUUUUUCUGAUUUCGUUUUUGUUUCUUUUUUUUAAUUAUUUUAUUAAAAUGAAUACAUACCAAGAGAAAUAUCAAAUUAUAAUAAAGACAUUUCUUCCAAAAGGCUUUAGAGAUGAGGAAGUAGCAUUUUUAUGGCCCCAAUAAAGACUCUUACUUGAUAUAGUAAGAGUAAACCUACCACUUUUGACCUCUGACUUAAGCCCAGCGCAGCUGCAAUCAUCACAGGCAGAUUUGUGCUGAUGUUGUCAAAAGUAGAGUUGUGCUGAUUUUAGCAAACCCUGUUUGUAACUUUUACUGCCACUCUGAGCCUCUCUACCAGCAAAGGCCAUUUUCAACUGUACAUUUUCUGGUCACUGACCAUGAAUGCUAAUUUUAUUAUAGUUGUCAGAAUGUGGGUUCGUUUACAAAAGGUUAACUUGAGUGAGUGGGUAUGUUUUCUAGACUUGUGCUCGACAGGAAAAUUAGGUUUAACCUAAUCAUUUAAAUCAGAGGAAAAACAAUUCGGUAAUGCAGUGGUUCCUCUCACACCAAAUAUCAUCUAUGCAAACUAUUCACAAAAAGGAUUCUGGAGGACAUGAAAGUGUACCGACAAAUAAAUACUAUAUGUGUAUAUAUAUAUAUAUAUAUAUAUAUAUAUAUAUAUAUAUAUAUAUAUAUAUAUGUACAUAUUUGGCAGUACACUACACUUUAAUAAACGCCCAACAUUUUUUGGGAGGGUGCCACAGGUGAAUAUUGAAUCACGAACAGCCGAACCCGCUCAUCCAGGGUCCAUUUCGGAUGCAUCGUGUUUUGGUCAUAUGGCUAUUCAGAGUUAUGAAAUUUGGAUGACCUGCCAAUUGCCCAAAACUAGGAUGAAAUUACAAUUCUACCAAAAAAGGAGUAGAGAAUUCUUGUGAUUUUCCAUGUCAGUAUUAUCACCCCUUUCAAAAGUUCUAUAGCAGAAAAACACAAAACUGUGUUCAAUAUAUAUUGUCCAUUUAAAGAAAACUAAAACAUGUUUUUUUAGACAAUCAGAAUAAAUCACUUAUCACUGCCAUAUAUAAUAUGUAGCAUAAAAAGUUUAUAGUAUAUAGAACAUACGGAACAAACAUAUAUUGUUAUAUUAUUGAUACCUUUAAUGUCCUGGAUGUUUAACACUACUUUUGCAUACCAUUAGAUGUGUAAAUUACAUCUUGUUAACGAGAUGGAAUUCUUUGUCAGCGUUAUUAUAACACAAUCUGAACCCCAUAGGAGUGCAUUAUAACACCUGCUGGGUAAUGCUUUAUUGUUGUAGCUUAGACAGCAGUUGUGAUCUGGAACAGCUGUGAAUUUUCCAUUAGGAGUAAUAUGGGCUGUGUGUCUGUUUGUGUGUAUGCCAUAAUACACGUGGCAAAAUAAUGUUCUAAAAAGUAAGAUGCUAUUUUUACUAAAGUGCAAUAAAGUGCAAAUAUUGCUGAAACACUGCACAUGCACAGACGUUUUGCUUCAUUACCACUUACAAAAGCAGAAGUGGUAAUGGAGGUUGGAGGAGCGCUUUAAUCCCUUAAGGACAAAUGAUAUGUGUGACAUGUCAUGAUUUCCUUUUAUUCCAGAAGUUUGGUCCUUAAGGGGUUAAUAUGGAAAACAACCUUGUGUAAAUGGCAGAGAUUUACUCUUAAUACAUUACAGGCCAGCCCAGGAUCUGGUAUCAGCAUCAGAGCAAUAUGCAGUUCCAUGAUAUAUAUAGAAUAUCACGUGGGGAUUCCAAAUAGCGCUUUUAAAAUAAUAGAAAAUCCAAAUUUUUUAUUAUUUUUUUUUCAAUUUUUUUUUUUCUUUUAAGAUCCAAAUUUUGCCAGUAGUUGUCUAGAUUUUCAUACAAUCACACGUGAUUUAUUGCAAUAUACAUUUUAGUCUUACAUUGUGCUGAGUUAUUAUUAUCUGAGCUCAUUUUAAAGAGUUGUGUUUGGUUUAAAAUAAUGUGGGUCUUUCAUUAUUCAUAGGGCACUUUUAUAUAUACCAGUUUAAAUCAUAGGGGCUUUACUAGUUGUCAUGCCAGUUCACUUUUUCCACUUCUCUUUAAAUUUCAAGUGCUUGUUAGUCAUUAAAUUUAGUAUUUGUUCCUCAUGCUGUCAGAAUAUCCAGACAAAUGUCAUGUGAAUCUCCAACCAACUACUACGACAGCAUCACAUAGCAUUUAUAGUACGUGAAUAUGGAGAUCUUUGUUCAUUUGAAUAUACCAGAUUGGUGUUUUAUAAGCAACCACAAAUAUACAUUUUACAAGAUGUUUCAAACAUUUGCAGAAGUACAUGUGAUUGUGGUUGUUGUAACAAACCCAUAGUUCUUUAAAAUGCCUAGUGUAAUCUUAAUACAUUCCGUGCUUCAGAGGAUAUUAUGCACUUAAAAUGGUCUUUUGAAGACGUGGUAACUGGAGUGGGUUGAGGUUUUCUUAAUGAUAUUUUGUUUGUGUUACUAUUUCUAUUUUUAACACAGUUGUUUUUCUUUUGCAGGUGGAUUAGAACAUAACCAAGACUAAAACUGAGAUGGCCACAAAUUCAUUACUUCAAGGUCUUGAAGAAAACAUUAAUAACAGAUGGAUUUUCUUAUAAAUAAUAUCGUCAUCUGGUCUGAGGAAAACAGUGAAACUGCGGGAGGGUUCUAGUUACACAUGGUUCUCAUGCAGUUGAGAAAAAUGCCAACAAUUAAAAAAGAGGAUUGUGUCGAUAGCAGAAGUACCAUGGAAAAUGCCCUCAUUCUUAGUCCCAGUAUACUGGACAUGUCUGAAUCAAUGGAUUCCAGCAAUGAUAUGCUGUACAGUGAUGGGGGUAGUGUUAAGAACAAGUCGUCAUCCUGUCGGAGGAAACGGGAAUUUAUCCCAGAUGAAAAGAAAGACGCUAUGUACUGGGAAAAAAGAAGAAAAAACAAUGAAGCCGCAAAAAGGUCGCGUGAAAAACGGAGGCUGAAUGACAUGGUUUUGGAAAAUAAGUUAAUUGCAUUAGGAGAGGAAAAUGCCAACUUGAAAACAGAGCUACUUUCUUUAAAACUUAAAUUUGGUUUGAUAAGUUCUACCUUAUAUGCCCAAGAAAUCCAGAAGGUCACCAGCUCCACAGCUGUAUACUUUCAGGAGUAUGCACCUUCCAAAUCUGGUGUCAGGUCUUUUUCUGGUGACCAUGAACAUUCGCUAAUAAACAGCAGUUGUAUUUCUGUCAUUAAGCACUCUCCACAAAGCUCUCUGUCAGAUGCAUCAGAAACAUCAUCAGGAGAGCAUGUUCAGUCGAACCCCAUCCAGAGCACUUGCAGAACUUCAGACCUGCAGUUUCAAAGGAUAAAACAGGAACCUGCUGACAAUUUUAAUAGAGAUCCACGGGAUGCAAGUUCUUCUUACACAACAUCUAUAUAUCAGAACUUCAUUGGAAACACCUUCCCUGUGUACUCACAUUCUCCACCGCUGCAUAUUAAUAGUUCAUCUAGUAAUUCUCCAAGAACAUCGGAAGCUGAUGAGUGUGUAGUAGGAAAGACCUCUGAUGCCGAAGAUGAGCAGCAAGUUCCAAAAGGUCCCAUACAUUCCCCUGUUGAACUUAAAAAUGGUCACACCACAGUCAUAAAGGUUCCAGAGGUGAACUCAUCUGCCCUGCCUCACAAGCUGCGAAUUAAAGCCAAGGCAAUGCAGAUAAAAGUAGAAACACUGGAUAAUAAUGAUAUUGCCACACAAAAACUGCCUUUGCCAAUUGACAUGUCAUCAAAAAGGCAUUUUCAGCUUGAAAAACACAGCACUGAAACCGUGGUACAUUCUGCUCUAUCACCAUUGUCUGUUCAAGUGACUAAUAUUCAUGACUGGCCGAUUAAGCCAGGACAGUGGCUCCAUAAGGAACUUGACCAAAUUCCCACUGUUUGCAAAACGGUUGGGGUUGUUGAAUUAAAAGACAGUGUGUACAAAACUGCUGCAUCCGAGAGCUUGUAUCUAAAGCAAGGUAUUGCUAAUUUAUCUGCUGAGGUUGCCACACUUAAGAGACUCAUAGUUAACCAGGAAAUCUGUGCUUCGAAUUCCAGCUAAAUUACUACUGAAUGGAAUAAAAUGCUUCUUGUAAAGCGUGUAGUUUGCAGUAAAUUGGUAUGUUUUGUAUAAUGCAACAUUUUCACUGGACUUGUGACGUCAUUUCACUGUACUGUUCGUGUGAUGAUGUCUGAUGAAUAUUGUCUUUUUGUGCACAGUAAAUCUGAAGACUAAAUUGUGUUAUCAUUAUGCCUUGUGUACAGUUAGGUAGUCAAUUUAAGGUUGUAAAUAUUUCAAAUAUUAUUUUUUGCUGGUCUGUUAUAAACUGUGCAAGUAAACAGUUGUAAUAAAGUAUUGGUUACAAACAUGGGGCUUUGGUUUGUUUCAAGUACAAUUUGAUGCAUUGUUUUAUGUAAG